UUCCGUGCCUCUUCGCGCUUGCGUUCGAGCGGAAGGUCGUCCCUGUGACCGGCUAGGUGUUCGCCGCCGCUGUCGCCAUGUUGUCGGUCGCUGCCCGCUCGGGCCCAUUCGCGCCCGUCCUGUCGGCCACGUCCCGCGGGGUGGCGGGCGCGCUGCGGCCCCUGCUGCAAGCCGCGGUGCCCGCCACCCCGAAGCCACCUGUUCUGGAUGCGAAGCGACCCUGCCUGACCCGAGAGUCGCUGAAUGGCCAGGCUGCGACCCGGCCUUUGGUCGCCACGGUGGGCCUCAAUGUUCCUGCUUCUGUUCGCUAUUCCCAUACAGAUGUCAAGGUGCCCGACUUCUCUGACUACCGUCGCCCUGAAGUUCUAGAUAGCACAAAGUCUUCUAAAGAGAGCAGUGAGGCUAGAAAAGGCUUCUCUUACCUGGUAACUGCAACUACUACUGUGGGUGUUGCAUACGCUGCCAAGAAUGUGGUCACCCAGUUCGUUUCCAGCAUGAGCGCUUCUGCUGAUGUACUGGCCAUGUCGAAGAUCGAGAUCAAGCUGUCUGAUAUUCCCGAAGGAAAGAACAUGGCUUUCAAAUGGAGGGGCAAACCUCUGUUUGUGCGCCAUCGAACCAAGAAGGAGAUUGCCCAGGAAGCUGCAGUUGAAUUGUCCCAGUUGAGGGAUCCACAGCAUGAUUUAGAGCGAGUAAAGAAACCUGAAUGGGUUAUUCUGAUAGGUGUCUGCACUCAUCUUGGUUGUGUACCCAUUGCAAAUGCAGGAGAUUUUGGUGGCUAUUAUUGCCCCUGCCAUGGGUCACACUAUGAUGCCUCUGGCAGGAUCAGGAGGGGCCCUGCGCCUCUCAAUCUGGAAGUGCCUACCUAUGAGUUCACCAGUGAUGAUGUAGUUGUUGUGGGUUAGACACUGGACUCAAGGCCUAGGUUUCUUUCGAUCUUCCUGUUCCCUCAGAAGAGUUGAGAGUAAGCCUUGUGUACAUCUAGGUUGGGUUGACUUAAAAUAUUUAAGAAUUGUGAAUAAUGUAUUGGCAAACAUUAAUGUGAAGUAAUUGAAUUCACUCUUAAAUAUUGUCAAGCAUUAUCGUAAUAAAGCCAUUGUUGAACAUCAUUAAAUUCAGUCAGACUUGAAAGGUGCAAUGUCUUUGAUAGCUAAUUCUAAUAAAACAUCACAGAUUGUUGUACAAGAUA
Molecule: messenger RNA, 1186 nt
Organism: Peromyscus leucopus (white-footed mouse)
Lineage: Eukaryota; Metazoa; Chordata; Mammalia; Rodentia; Cricetidae
Product: cytochrome b-c1 complex subunit Rieske, mitochondrial
Exons: 2
Coding region: 78-902 (274 amino acids)
Biological process (GO): mitochondrial electron transport, ubiquinol to cytochrome c
Cellular component (GO): membrane
Molecular function (GO): 2 iron, 2 sulfur cluster binding; quinol-cytochrome-c reductase activity
Source: RefSeq, a predicted model, not a curated record